GUUCAGUUCAGCGUAAAAGCAGAAGAGAUGAAGCUCGACCCAUGUGUUCUGUACCGCCACACCAACAGCUCACAGACGCGCCGCUCUUACUACGAGACAGAGAGCAAGUGUGUUUGCACAAUGUGCUGAAAGGACUUUGUAUUGUCUGUUGGCAAACACAAACAACCAAAACCACCACGGACAAUCAAACACAUCCAAAUGGGAAAAACAACACGUUCACACACUUUCUGAACACAUUUGCUGUUAAAGUUUGAGUUAAAGAAUUGCCUGUUUUUCCUGCGUGACAUUGUGUGUGUGUGCGUGUGUGUGUGUGUGCGUGUGCGUGCUGAGAGACUCUUGUUUCAGUAACACAACCACACCAGCUCACAUGAAAUGCUGUGUGUGUGUGUGUGUAAUAGAUACAGGUAGAAUAUAAAGAGCUCAGGUAAGUCUUCAGGUGAGACGCUACAGAUGAUCUCGAGGUAAAAUUAACCAACAGAAAUAGACACAAGUUUCUAAAAGAACAGUCUUAGAUGUUUGUACAGUUGUGUGGAUAUCUUCAUCUUUGUUUUAAGGUAACGUCAGAUGUGUGUCUCAUUGCCGACUGUUUGUAUUUACCUCGCUCAUAUAUUUCUGACUUUCUUCACUGCUUUUUAUUUGAGGUGAUGUUGGUCAAACGCGUUGAUGUUUUCAUAGUUUCAUGAAACGCUUUUUUACUUUAAAGAGUGUUUGUUCAUACAGCCGCUGUGGUUCUACACGUGUGUUUUUAAGGGAAUAUGCUGAAUAUGAUGAAGAAGAUGAAGGCAACAGUAUGACACGACCGGACACUUUCAUUUCUCUGGACGCUGAGAGCGACGUCGCUGCCAGGAGAAGAAAAGCAGCCCUCGUCAGAUCCAAGACUUUAGAUCCUUCGCUGCUUCUGCAGGUCCAGAGUGACUCUGAAUUAAAGUGUGAACGCAGAAAACCGCAGUCGCAUCAGUUUCUGCGCACUAAUUCCCAGUACCACAAAGUUUUCAAAGACAUAAGAGACGAUGAAGAACUGCGACAGAGUUACACGUGUGCUUUACAGAAAGAUAUUCUGUACCAGGGCAGACUGUUCGUGUCUCAGAACUGGAUUUGUUUCCAUUCGAAGGUCUUUGGAAGAGACACAAAGAUUGCGAUUCCUGUAACUUCUGCGACGGACAUCAAGAAAACAAAAACGGCCAUCUUAGUGCCAAACGCACUCGUCAUAUCAACAGCACACGAGCGAGUAAAAAUCCCUUCAAGACUUUGUGAAUGUGCCGAUGAGUCAGAAGUGUGCUCUUCUAACCGCUCUCGUGCUGUUUUUCAGCACGUGUUUGUGUCGUUUCUGUCUCGAGACACCACGUACAAGGUUUUGAUGUCGGUUUGUCCUCAUCUGGUUGAGAAGAGUCCGAUUCCAGCACAGAAUCUGAGGCGUCACCCCGUCACGGAUUUCUCAGCGGAUCUCUCGGACCUGGACGCUCCGGUCAGACGGACACAUCAUCACACAGACGACAGCAGCGCUUCAGACUCACCAGAGUUUGACAAAAGUCCACAAUUCCCCAAACACUCGCAAACGUCUAAACGCAAAGAUGAUCUGGAUUCUCAGCCACAGCCCAGCGAUGGACAUCUGAGGUGUAAAGGAUCAGCGGAGGUCACGAAGACACCCAGAGCGCUUUCCUUCUCAUUUAACACACUUGUGUCGGUCUGUCUCUGUCUGGUUUGUGUUCUGCUCUUGUCAUCAUGUUACAUGGCCUUUAAGAUCGUGUCUCUGGAGGAACGGCUCACCUCGCUGGUCUCCACCGACUUUCCUCAUGAAGGAGGCGAAUAUGUCGGACAUGCAGAAGAGAUUUACUCGGUGAUUUCUGCGAGUCUUCUGAAGUUGGAGAAGAUCCACAGAAAUCUGCAGAAACUCCUGGAGACUCUGUCUGAUGCGUGACAUUCAGGGGUUUUUCUGUGAAACAGCGUGCGGUGCGGUGACGGCCGGGCUUGAUGUUAAUGUGAAUGUGUCGCUUCAUUGCCCGUGAAAAAGGUCGGCAUGAGCAUCACAACUACACGUCUGUCAAGUUCUCACCCAUGACUACACUGAACACAAGUAGCUGAAUAUAAUCAGAUAUGCAAAUAAUAUGAAUGUGUUGUAAUGUCAUACUGUAGAUGUAGGUUUUCGUGUCUAGAUGUGUUUUCACGUGAUGUGAGCUCAUAUAUGACGUGCUCAUGAAUGUGGACUGAUCUGAUGCUGUAGCGUGUGGUUCCUGUGAAUGACUUUGGAACGAUCUGCAAACCAUCACGAUGAAACGAGAGUAAAGUGAAAUACAGUAUAAGCUUGUGUUAUGGGCAGAUGAACGCUUACGUUUAAUUGCCAUAUUAAAAAAAUAAAGGCAAUAUUUUGUCAAUGUUGUGUGGUGUGAAACACAAUGUUCUUUGAGUGUGUGUUUGUCAUUGUGAGGGCUCAGUGCGUGAAAGAGCUUCUUGUUUUAUAUGCUAAUGUCAGUGAAUGUCGUCGCUGCUCUCCACAGAAAACCAUUGUUUUCUCCUUCAUCUGGAAUGAGUGCCCAGUGCUGCACAGAGUUUGAUGUUUUCUGCUUUUAUACAUACACGACAAAAAGAAAAGAAAAGAACAAGACAUUAUAUAUAACAUCUAGAAUAACGCGACAUUUUCAGCGCGCAAUCACGCACUGCCUACACAUCACUUUUAUUUUCUAUU
Molecule: messenger RNA, 2683 nt
Organism: Triplophysa rosa
Lineage: Eukaryota; Metazoa; Chordata; Actinopteri; Cypriniformes; Nemacheilidae
Gene: gramd2b
Product: GRAM domain-containing protein 2B
Exons: 13
Coding region: 680-1918 (412 amino acids)
Source: RefSeq, a predicted model, not a curated record